Messenger RNA from Mugil cephalus (flathead mullet), 2695 nucleotides. RefSeq lists its product as uncharacterized. The record is from RefSeq and is a predicted model, not a curated record. The coding region runs from base 716 to 1744 and encodes 342 amino acids. Lineage: Eukaryota; Metazoa; Chordata; Actinopteri; Mugiliformes; Mugilidae. The transcript is spliced from 7 exons.
AAAACCAAACCUACACCCUGUAGACUUUAGCUCAUGGAAGUUAGUUCCAGUAGUGGCUGAUGAAGAGAAACUCAAGCUUCCUGUUUCUUUACACUUUCACUCCAGUUGAAACUAUUUGAAUCAAAGACGAGAGGAGGAGAGUCAGAAGAGUCUGUUCAUGAUCUGAAGAAGAGUUCAAACUCGUGGAGUUCUUGGAGUUCUGACAGGAAGAUGAAGACGUUGGUGGUGUUUGUGAUCCUGGUUCAUGUUUCCCAGCAUGCUCUGGCAGGUGUGCUGCAGGUGUAUGAGGGGGCGGAGUCUGUCCUGAUAACCUGCCAUUACUUGGGUUAUUUACCUGUGGACCCCACAGUGAUUUGGACCCGGAGCGAUCUCAGUCCCAAAUUAAUCCACAAACGAGGAGAAACAGAUGAAGUUGAACGUCAGAACCAGGUUUACAGGGGGAGGACAUCGAUGACGCCUGAUGCUCUGGACACUGGAGACUUCAGCCUCACUCUGAGAAAACCCCACCUCUCUGACAGCGGCAACUACACCUGCUCCAUCACUGAUGGAAGAGAAGAAGUGAGAGUGACAGACGUACAUCUACAGGUCAAAGACCUAGCAGGUGGAGGUGGAGGUGCAGGAAGGGGCGGAGUCUGUCAUCCUACCAUGUAAAACAAGCACUGACCUGCCUGAGGACAUCACAGUGGAGUGGACUCGCUCUGAACCAGAACUCAUCAUGGUCCAUGUGUAUCAAGAUGGAACAAACCAACUCAACAAACAGGACAAUCUUUACUGUGGCCGAACAAAGAUGAAUGAAGACCUGCUGGAAACUGGAGACCUCAGUCUGACCCUGAAAUACCCCACAGAGAGAGACUCUGGAUCAUACAUCUGCACCGUCUACAGAGGCCAAGACAUCCUGAGACAGAAAGUAGUGCUGCACCACCUAAAAGCACCACCUCCAGUCUGGCCUAAAGUUCUUGUGGUUCUCCUGUUUCUCCUGGUUGUUGUUCUUGGUGUCGUUGGGGGUCUUUUGUUUCAUUUUCGACACUACUUCAUGUCAGAAUACCAGGUGGUGGUGGAUCCAGGUGAGGAGUCUGUCCAGCUGCCCUGCAAAACCAUAACUCGCCUUCCUAAAGACACUAGAGUGGAGUGGACGGACAGAAAGAACACGAAGGUCCAUGUGUAUGAGAACGGUUCUGACCGUCCUGAAGAACAGAACCAGUUUUAUAGAAACAGAACGAAGAUGAAGAGAAACCUGAAAACUGGAGACCUCAGUCUGACCCUGAAAUACCCCACAGAUGUAGACACCAACACCUACAUCUGUAGAGUCUACGACAAGGAGGGAGAGAUACUGAGAGAGAAACAAGUGAUACUCAACGUGAAAGUCCUCCAGGUGGAGGUGGAUCCAGGGGCGGAGUCUGUCCAGUUGUCCUUCAGAACCACAGAGCUGCCUGGAGACACUAUAGUGGUGUGGUGGGACAGAAACUUCAGGAAGGUCCAUGUGUAUAAGAACGGCUCUGACCGUCCUGAAGAACAGAACCAGAUUUAUAGAAACAGAACGAAGAUGAAUGAAGACCUGCUGGAAACUGGAGACCUCAGUCUGACCCUGAAAUACCCCAGAGAUGGAGACAGUGGAUGGUUCAUCUGUUUAGUCUUUGACAAGGAGGGAAAGAGACUGAGAGAGAAAAGAGUGGAGCUCACAGUGAAAGACAGAGUCCAGGUCCAGGAUGUAACGUCUCCUCUUAUGGCUGAAGAGUCAGUUUGAUCAGGUUGUUGAUCUUUGAUCAUUGAUCAGUGAAGGAUCUGAUGGACGAUGGAUGAAGAGAGGAGGACGCUCUGUCACCUCCUGGUCCUGGGGCUCGUUGCACAAAAUCAAGAUAAGGGAUGAAGCUGGGAUGUGUUGAUUAUCCUGGAUGAACUUAUCCAGGAUCUGGUUGCACAUAAGUGAGACGUUACCAUAGAGAUUUACGGUAUUACGGUAUUCUGUGGAGCUAGCAUGCUCCAGACCAAGCUAAGUUCCAGGAUUUAUUUAAUCUCAUGCUUUAUCUCAGUCACCACAAAUGGACAGUGGAGGCAUGUUGUGUUAUGUGCUCAGCCACUGACUGUUUGACUCUAUUUCUGGUUAAUGUUGGGCUUGUGUUGUCUUAGUGGAUCUGUGACGCAAAAAGAAUUUUAAAGUUUAUAUACAGAGAAGCCACCGUGCUUAUGUAAGUUGCGUCUUCGGACUGUUUACCUGAGAGACCUAUAUUUUGUUAACCUGUUGCUAAGAACUGUUAAAUUGAAAGUGGUUAACGUUUGUGCUGAGGUCCCAUUAGAAAAGUAAAGCUGAGUAUUUUACUGUUGAGAACUGGUGUGGUAUGUUUUGUUACGCUUUAAAUGUGAGAGAUGAGCGAGCCAACCUCAGGGGGGCGGUCCUAAACAUGGCCUCCUCCUUCCUCCAUUUUGUUUUGUGUCUCACUCCUUGUUGUCGCUCCACAGCGCCCUCCUGGUCGGAAAAGGCCGUAACAAGCAACUGACGUUUUUUUUCUACUCUGUACAUAGAAAACUAUAGCGCCACCGCGCUAGAGUAUUGAACGUCCUGCUUGCUCUUGUCUUUUUCUACCCUGUAUAUAGACAGCGCCACCGCUCCACCGUUCAACAGCUGAAAGCUCUGAACUGUAUUAAAUGUAAAGCUUUCAUAAAGUUCUGAAUUACUCAUUCAGUUAUUUCUUUGAUA